GCUGACUGCUGUGUACUGUAUUCUGAUCUGUGUAGUAAUUUGUAUUUUUUAAGUCAUAGCAAUUUAUUUCAAAUCAGUGGCAGUGUAAAUUGUUAACAAUUAAUAUUUAAAAACUACAAAAUUAACAGUAUAAUAAAUGUAUUAAAAGAAAAAUAAAUUAGACAAUAGAUCUAAAUUUUGUGGUUAAAACAUGUCAAGUGAAGUUUUGUACGUUAGGGGGAUGAAUGUAUCUGAGUCUGAUGAUGAUAAUGUUUGGGAUGAUAGAAAGUUAAAUGAUGCCUAUGACAAAGCUUUAAGGAUGGCUAAUGAUGAUGUAGCUAAAAGAAUAGCCAUGUCUACCAACACUGGAUCAAAGUAUACAGAAAAACAGAGUUCUUCUAAAAAAAGCCAAAGUACUUCUUCAAAGUCAAAAAGUUCCAAAAUUCAGUGGAAGGCAGGUAUGCAGUGCAAAGCUGUCUAUAAGGACGAUGGUUUGGUAUAUAAAGCUGUUGUGUUGAGUAUUAUUGAUGACAAAGACUGCAUUGUUCAAUUCUCAGAUUACGAUAAUUUACAAAAGAUGCCUAUAAGUGAAUUGCAAUCACCAUUAGAUAAAAGUGAGCAGGCCGUAAGAAUAGCCGAGACAUUGUUCGACAGGCACGAUGACGGCUUUGAGAGUCAGACCGUUGAGGACAUGGAGCAUGAAGAGGGAACCAGUACUGGAGACCUUGGUGUGUCACAGCAACAAAAAAGAAAUCGUAAAGGGAAAAGUAAACAAAAACGAAGUAGCUUCACACUGUCAGACAUGCCCAUGCCGGAUAUAUCCAUUCUUAAAAAUCUGGGCAGUGUGGACAUGCCGCUGCCGCCUCCUCCUCCGCUGCACGUGGCCUCUCGCCCGCCCGCGUCCGAGGACCAGGCGCUCUCCUCCAUGUUGCUGGGCUGGUACAUGAGCGGCUACUACACCGGCCUCUACCAGGGCAUGAAACGGUCAAAGCAAAACGGGAACGACAAAUGAAGGCAGCUUUUUCUACAUAAUUUUAACUAUCACUUAAAAGUUUAAAAUCCAAACAUGAAAUAAAUAUACAUUAAGUUUUG
Messenger RNA from Leptidea sinapis, 1071 nucleotides. RefSeq names its product survival of motor neuron protein (gene Smn). Gene Ontology annotation, biological process: mRNA processing. The record is from RefSeq and is a predicted model, not a curated record. The coding region runs from base 191 to 991 and encodes 266 amino acids. Gene Ontology annotation, cellular component: nucleus; cytoplasm. Gene Ontology annotation, molecular function: RNA binding. The transcript has 7 exons. NCBI's taxonomy places the organism in Eukaryota, Metazoa, Arthropoda, Insecta, Lepidoptera, Pieridae.